Messenger RNA from Penaeus monodon (black tiger shrimp), 1129 nucleotides. Its product is annotated as zinc finger protein 239-like. The record is from RefSeq and is a predicted model, not a curated record. Gene Ontology annotation, molecular function: DNA-binding transcription activator activity, RNA polymerase II-specific; RNA polymerase II cis-regulatory region sequence-specific DNA binding. Bases 332 to 1129 code for a protein of 265 amino acids. Lineage: Eukaryota; Metazoa; Arthropoda; Malacostraca; Decapoda; Penaeidae. Gene Ontology annotation, biological process: regulation of transcription by RNA polymerase II. Gene Ontology annotation, cellular component: nucleus. The transcript has a single exon.
UGGCAGAAGCUAUUUUCUUCUAGAUCUCAUAUAGCACUGAAUAUUGAAUAAGCUACAUUAUCAAAUAUAUGGUAUGAAUACAACCUUUUCUUUCUUUGCCUUUUACUGGAUUUGUUGAAGUAAUCAGUAACCACCAUAUAUCAUUAAAACACCUUUGUCAUUACAGAUAAAAUAAUGGCAGCAAAGAACGACACAAGGACUGCCAUAAAAGUUACGCAGUUUCUUCCGAAGGUUUCUCAAAAGAUGUGGAAUUGAAUUCAGACUGGAAUAAGAGAGAAAAAAUGAUGGAGCAAAAGAAUAACAACUAACCUUAAAGGAAAAAGUCAGCAAAAUGUCGUUGCCACAGCAAGUCAGUGUCCCGUCAAUGUCUGUGGCUGUGACAGUUUCUGUGGCUGUCCCAGGCGUCCAUGUUUCAGUUCCAGCCAUCAACAUAGAGGAAAAGGAUGACCACAUGAAUGUUUACCUCUGGAAUAAGUCACAGCAGACACAAGAUACCAAAACCCAAGGAAGUGAUGGCAAAUAUGAAUGCAGUGUAUGUGGGAAGGCCUAUUCCCAGAGGAGCAGCUUUGAGUACCACAAGAAAACCCACAGUGGUGAAAAACCAUAUCACUGCAGCACUUGUGGGAAAUCGUUUCUCAACAAGAGCAGUUUAGUUGUACACAAUCGCAUUCACACAGGAGAGAGGCCAUUUAGGUGUGAUGACUGUGGCCGUGGAUUUACUCAACGCAGUAUGCUGACAGUCCAUCGAAGAAUUCACACAGGUGAGAGACCUUAUACAUGUUCAGAGUGUGGGAAAGCUUUUUACCAGAGUGAUCACCUUACAAAACAUAAAAGAAUACAUACAGGAGAAAAACCUUAUCUUUGUGGAGAAUGUGGAAUGGCUUUCUCAGAUAGCAGUGGAUUAAGACAGCAUGUGAAACGGCAUACAGAGAUGGGUCCAUGGCGAUGUGAGAAGUGUGAUAUAGUGUAUGAAAAACGUACACCUUAUGAUCUUCACAUGAUGCAGCACCGUGGAGAGAAGCCUCUUGAAUGUGAUGUUUGUGGUAAACUCUUUCAGUAUCGAUCUACUCUUGAUCUCCAUAGAAAAACACAUUUUAAAGAAAAGGUUUUUAAAUGUGAUGUUUGGUGA